Messenger RNA from Dreissena polymorpha, 3983 nucleotides. RefSeq names its product repulsive guidance molecule A-like. Lineage: Eukaryota; Metazoa; Mollusca; Bivalvia; Myida; Dreissenidae. Gene Ontology annotation, cellular component: plasma membrane. The record is from RefSeq and is a predicted model, not a curated record. Gene Ontology annotation, biological process: BMP signaling pathway. The transcript has 4 exons. Gene Ontology annotation, molecular function: coreceptor activity. Bases 859 to 2229 code for a protein of 456 amino acids.
CACGGGUGUUACAUAGAAUGUUUCAAUGUUUUAUUACAUCUUUCAGUUUUCUGCGCGAACAUCUAUGGAGAGACUUGCUCAAGACGACUUUGAAGUCAGUUUAAUGUCCUGUCUAGGAUUUCCUAAUUCAUACAUGGCGAACAUAACACUGCCUAAUCGAGAUGUUAAACAGUGUAAAGGAAACCGAUAUUUGAAUACAUUUAAAUAAAAAAUAUCAAGCGCUGCGAUUAAAGCUGCAAAAACGAGCCUCGCGUUUUCUGCGUGGAAUUACAAGCACCUAGCAGCGGCUAAUGAUGCGAAAGCCAGAGGGACCGGAGGAUUAUUAUACUCUGUGCUAAAGCCCGGAUUAAAAUCGAAAUUCAUCUUAGACUUUCAAAACUGGAAAAUAAAUUAUGCAGAUGACACUAUUGCCAUGAUUUCGCGCGCGAGAAGAUCGUUCGCUAGGCUACGGACAUCGUUGUUAUUUGGAAUUUUAGUUGCCAGCGGUCCUGCACAUAGUGUUGCUUGAUAGGGGAAUAAACACCGGCGCGCACUCAUAAAACUAUUUACAUGUUCAUAAAUCUGUUGCAGUCAGAAUAUACGAUAGAAUUACUUUUUUGAUACGCAUCUCUAACAAGAUAUAAAACGAGAUGUUACGAUAAAGUGCAUCAUAUUACAAAAGUUUGGAUCGCUUGACAGCUGCGCAAACAUGGCACCUGUACAUCGCGGGUAGGAUGCAUGUGUGCGAAUAUUACGAUGUGAAGUUAUUCAGACACAUUUGUACGGUUGGGUACGAGUUAUUUGUGCACAGGAAUUACUGUACAAUAGAGUGUUAGAACUAACGUAUUUUUCUUGGACGAUGAAGACUUCAGGACUUUCAUGCAUGUUUUGUUAAAAACACAGGCGAUGGGAAAAAGGCAUAAAACCCGAUUUAAGUUGCCUUGUUCGGACAAUUUGGACGAAAGUAAUCAGCGUACACCCGAGUUCUAUGCAUGUCAUGGAAAGCCGGCGAUGUUUAGCCGCGAGUCCCGACGGUGUCAGCCGUCGGCACUUCUGCUCGUCGGCAUCUUGUUAGCUCUUGUGAAUACAGUCUUAUCGUGCGACGUUGAUUCCUGUUGGGACAGAUAUCAGGUGGCUGCGGAUUCGAUACAAAAGGGUCGCACAGACUUGAAAUCCUCAGACCAAAAAGAGUGCAUUUUGUUCAGAACUUACAUGAACUGCUUAGAAAAUCUUCAGGGCUGCAAAGGCAACAUUAAGUUCCACAGUGUGAAAAAAGUUGUGAGAAACCAAAUGAAUCAGAUGCAGUGUUCAACGACUGGAGAAGUGGUCUCUGUCCAACCAGAAAUAAUACCAUUGGACGAAGUCUGCACAUAUCAUACUGAAAAUGAUCAAAAUACUCAAAAACAUUGCGGAUUAUUUGGUGAUCCUCACCUUCGAACAUUUUUCGGGGAAUUCCAGACAUGCCGCGUCCAAGGGGCAUGGCCUCUUGUUGACAAUGAGCACUUGACUGUCCAGGUUACAAAUGAACCUGUGGCAUUUAAUGCAACUGCAACCACAAAAUUGACGGUGAUCAUCCGCGGUAAUGAGGUGUGUGCGGCCUCCAAGUACAUGAUGUAUCAGGCAGAGGGGGACGUAUUGCCCAGCACUUUUGAGGACGGACAGACCAUGUAUGGGGAAUUCAACAGUGUCAGACUCACCGAGAUAGACCCUGGAAAACAUGUGGAGAUAUUUGUGAAAUACAUUAAUACGACAAUACAAAUACGGCUUGUCGGCAGCUAUUUGACGUUUUCCAUUAGUAUGCCAGGGAAGUUGGUAAAUGAAUCAGCAAAAAGUAGCGUUUUGGAGCUGUGCACUAAAGGUUGUCCCAAAGGAGAAGUUAUUGAUUACCAAAAAGUGUUAGCGUCCAAAAUGAAGGGGAUUCCUAAAAGUGCUGUGAAUUUGACUGCAGACGAAGCCUUACGGCAAUGUCGUAGUGCCAAUCUAGUGGAUUUCUAUCUAGACUCUUGUGUGUUUGACCUUUUAAUGACGGGUAAUGAUUCGUUCAAACUUGCAGCGUAUGCUGCGUUUCAAGACAUAUUAAAAUCAGAUGCAGAAUUCAGGCGAACUCAGAAAAACAGAACUACAAUAGACCUAUACAGAUACAAUGAUUCAUCAGGCACAGUGAUAGCUGGAUGUUCAAGUUUAGUGCUUGUAUUAAUGUUGACUGUGCUCUCUUUGAUAGCAGGACAGUGUUUGGUUGGAGCCAGGUAGCCAUGGUUGUAUGGUGCAGUAUGUUCAGUGUGAGCUACGUUGCCAAGGUAACUCACAAGGUCAUGUUGCUGCAUCUAGUUGUCACGACAGUCAUUAUCAUCAUCUUCAUCACCUGUCAAUGUCCAUUUCAUCAACAUCAUCAUCAUUGUACGUGUAAUGUUCAUUCUUCUGUGUUUCCCAACUUAUUUUUGACUCAGUAAGUUAAUGGAGUUUUCAAUAUUACUUACAUAUAAUUAAAUAUGUUGUAACAUUGUGUUAUUGUAACUAUUUGUGCAUACAAUAACAUGUUUACUAGUAUAAACUGAUGCUUGUUAAAGUAUUAUUUUUAAUUGACAAUAACAUCUGUGAGCAUGCAUAUAUAUUUUAUUACAGUAUACUGUACCAUAUAAUAAAAUACAUGUAUAAAAAUUGAAACAGUUAAGUUAGUGCGUAUCAUUUUUUUACAUUUUUCAUGUGUUAAACUAUAUAAUUAAUUCAAGAUUUACUUUAACUUUUUGUCAACUUCGCAUUUAAAUUGUAAGCAAUAGAUUUUUUGCAUACAGUACAUCAGUACAAAUGUGAUACCUCAUAUGAGUGCAGUGGUCCCAUUGCAAUUUACUGCUGAUCAGUUUGAGUAUUAUACAAUUUUUAUUAGGCAUAAUGGUGAUUAAACAACCCGAGGGUUUAAAAUUAGGACAGUAUGACAUGAUAACACACCUUUGUACAGGUUACAUCAAUGUAUUAGUUUAAUACUAUAUAGUUGAAGUUUAAUACGCGUUCAACGGUUGUAUACAUGUAUCACGCCAGGUGUUAAGAAUGCAAGUAAAUAUUUCUAUCGUUUGUUUCAUAUAACUUGCAGUUACAAGAUAGUGAUUUUUGCAGCUAUUACUAUCCCUUUGAAGUUAUUGCAUUAAUAAAUUAUAGGAUGUGUCAUAUUUUGACAUGCGGUCAUUUAUUCAUUUGUUGCAGGUGUUCAUUUUACAAACUUGAGCCAAAUCCAUGUGUUGUGGUCUUGUAAUGUACAUGUGUUAGAUUGAUCGCUAAGUAUUACUGUUUAUUAGAAUGGAAUCACCUUCAACAUUGCAGCUUUUAUUUGACAAUCAGCGUUAGCAUUCCCAUUGUGUCACAAAAACUCUAUUAACACUGUCACAUAACCAGUGCUUCAAUCAGAAACAUAAAAUUCUAUACAAAAAUUCACUGCCGAAUGUUCAAUUAACCAAUAAGUUGAUUUAAAUAUUCCGAUUUCAUAGUAAUCAGACAGUAUUUAUUAAAUUCAUUGUGUUGAGUUCAUUUUGAUGGUUUGUGAUAAUGUUGAAAUGGUUUUGUUCUGUGUCAGGCCUGUAUGGUCCCCCUGACCUUGACCCCCCUCCCCCCACCCCUGGUAAAGGAGUUGGGGCCUGUCUUGUGCCAUAGAAACCUUGCAUAAUCAGCCACCUCAGUUACUGUAUAGCAUUUGCUAGCCCAGAUGUUAUUUUGAUGUCAUUUGUUAUGGAAACAAUCAUGUUCACCUUAAAUAUGUUUAAAAACCAAAUUGUAUUUUAUUUAUAUUGUACAAGUUUGGGGCUACAAAUACAGCAUACCCUUUAAGAUAUGGACCCUAUUUGAAAUGAUGUGAGAUUAAAACAAGGGUGAACAAACGAACUUUAUGUUCAUAUUUAAUACCAAUAUUAAUUUAUUUUUUCCAUUUUACAAGGCAAGUUAUUGUUGACAGUUUUGAACCUAUAAUGUCUUAUAUAUACUUAUUUGUAGCAAAAUAAACGAGAUCCUGAAACCAU